UGGUAUGAUUUGGCUGGAACUGCAACGCGUAAGGACCUUGAAACAUAUUUGCAGCUGAAUAAAGAGGCGGCAAACUUGAAUAAUUUCACAUCCGGAGCAGAAAUGUGGUUGAAUGAUUAUGAAGACGAUACACUUGAAGUGCAAUUGGAAAAUAUUUUCGAAGAAAUUCGUCCGUUCUAUCUUCAAUUACAUGCCUACGUUCGCCAUUCUUUGAAACAAACAUACGGCGAAGAGAUUAGCGAAGAUGGACCAAUCCCCAUGCAUUUGCUGGGCAACAUGUGGGCUCAAUCUUGGGUAAACAUUUAUGACCAGACUACACCAUACCCUAAUAAACAGUCGAAGGGUUUGACUAAGGAGAUGCUUGCACAAAACUAUACGGCAUUGAAAAUGUUCAAAUUGGCCGAAGAGUUUUACGUGUCAUUGAAUAUGAGUGCAUUACCACAGGCAUUCUGGGAGCUCAGCUAUAUUGAGAAGCCAACCGAUGGAAGAGAAUUUAUUUGUCAUGGUUUCGCAAAUGAUUUUUUCAAAAACUCUGAUGUGGCUAUAAAGAUGUGUACUCGAAUUAGUGCAGAAAGCUUUUUUACCGUUUUCCAUGAAAUGGGACACAUUUAUUACUAUUUACUAUAUAAAAAUCAACCAAUAGCUUAUCGUGACGGUGCCAAUCAUGGUUUUCAUGAGGCUGUUGGAGACGUUUUUGCCUUGUCUGCAUCGACGUCAAAACAUAUGCAUAAAAUUGGUUUGCUGAAAAAUUAUGAGCCAGAUGAAGAGACAAGAGUUAACGAACUUUAUCGAACUGCAUUAAGAAAGGUAGCUUUCCUUCCUUUCAGUUAUUCACUUGAUCAAUAUCGAUGGGCGCUAUUUCGCGGAGAGGUGAAAUCCGACGAAUAUAAUUGUAAGUUUUGGCAGAUGCGAGAAUCAGCAUCCGGCAUUAAACCGCCAGUUCAACGCUACAAAGAAGACUUCGAUGCACCAGCAAAAUACCAUGUUUCAGCUGACGUAGAAUAUCUACGAUAUUUGGUGGCACACAUUCUGCAAUUUCAGUUUCACAAAAGCGCUUGCAUUUUGGCAGGAGAAUACGAUCCAAAUAAUCCCAAUAGCUACUUGUCUGAGUGUGACAUAUAUCAAAGCACAAAAGCAGGAAAUGCCUUCAAGGAAAUGUUAUCGAUGGGAUUAUCGAAACCUUGGCCAGAUGCGCUUGAAAUUCUUACAGGGCAAAGAACAAUGAGUGCGUCUGCCUUGAUGGAAUAUUUCAAACCGCUCCAAGAUUGGCUUGAGAAAAAGAAUAAAGAAACGGGAGCUCAAGUUGGAUGGAAGUCAGAAUUCAAGUGUUUAUCAAAAUCUGGUGCGGAGAAACCCAUUGGAGCAGGGAUAAUAAUCGUUCUAUUUGUAACGAUCUGUGUUGGCAUGGUCUAA
Molecule: messenger RNA, 1413 nt
Organism: Contarinia nasturtii (swede midge)
Lineage: Eukaryota; Metazoa; Arthropoda; Insecta; Diptera; Cecidomyiidae
Product: angiotensin-converting enzyme-like
Exons: 7
Biological process (GO): proteolysis
Cellular component (GO): plasma membrane
Molecular function (GO): peptidyl-dipeptidase activity; metallopeptidase activity
Source: RefSeq, a predicted model, not a curated record